GAUUCAGAUAUUUAUUGGCCCAACGGCCUCACGAUAGAUCUGGAUGAGCAGAAACUUUACUGGGCUGAUGCAAAACUGAGCUUCAUCCAUAGAGCAAAUCUGGAUGGUUCUUUUAGGCAAAAAGUUGUUGAAGGGAGUCUCACUCACCCGUUCGCACUGACGUUAUCUGGAGACACUUUGUAUUGGACAGACUGGCAGACACGCUCCAUUCAUGCCUGUAACAAAAGGACAGGAGAAAAAAGGAGAGAAAUACUGAGUGCCCUCUAUUCACCGAUGGACAUCCAGGUCCUGAGUCCAGACCGACAGCCAUACUUUCACACUCCUUGCGAAGAAAACAACGGUGGUUGCUCCCAUCUGUGCCUGCUGUCUCCGAGAGACCCCUUCUACAGUUGUGCCUGCCCCACGGGAGUGCAGCUGGAAGAUGACGGCAGGACUUGCAAAUCAGGAGCUGAAGAAGUCUUGCUGCUAGCUAGAAGGACUGACUUGAGGAGAAUCUCCCUGGACAUGCCAGAUUUCACUGACAUUAUUCUGCAGAUAGACAAUAUCAGACACGCGAUUGCCAUAGACUAUGAUCCUGUGGAAGGCUACAUCUACUGGACUGAUGAUGAUGUCCGGGCAAUUCGACGGGCCUACCUGGAUGGCUCUGGGGCACAGACUCUGGUAACCACAGAGAUCAACCACCCGGAUGGCAUUGCUGUGGACUGGGUGGCCAGGAACCUCUACUGGACGGACACUGGGACAGACCGCAUUGAAGUGACCCGCUUGAAUGGGACAUCAAGAAAAAUCCUCAUCUCAGAAAACCUAGAUGAGCCCCGAGCAAUAGUGCUCAAUCCUGUAAUGGGCUACAUGUACUGGACAGACUGGGGUGAAAGCCCAAAGAUAGAAUGUGCUUACCUGGAUGGCUCGGAGAGGAAAGUUUUGGUGAAUACGUCCCUGGGUUGGCCUAAUGGCUUGGCAUUGGAUCUUGAGGAAGACAAGCUUUACUGGGGAGAUGCAAAAACAGAUAAAAUUGAGGUCAUAAACAUUGAUGGAACGAUGAGGAAAACCCUGCUGGAAGAUAAGCUUCCCCAUAUAUUUGGGUUCACGCUGCUGGGAGAUUACAUCUACUGGACAGACUGGCAGAGACGAAGCAUCGAAAGGGUGCACAAGAUCAGGGCCAGCAGAGACAUCAUCAUCGACCAACUGCCAGACUUGAUGGGCCUCAAAGCAACGAGUGUCACCAAAGUGUUUGGAACUAAUCCCUGUGCGGAGAACAACGGAGGCUGCAGCCAUCUGUGUUUCUUUACACCCCAGGAGACCCGGUGCGCCUGUCCCAUUGGCCUCGAGCUGCUGAGUGACAUGAAGACCUGCAUCAUUCCUGAAGCCUUCUUAGUGUUCACCAGCAGAGCAGCGAUUCAUAGGAUUUCCCUCGAAACCAACAACAAUGACGUUGCUAUUCCUCUUACUGGAGUCAAGGAGGCAUCUGCUCUGGAUUUUGAUGUGUCCGAUAACAGGAUCUAUUGGACUGAUGUUAGUUUGAAGGUAUUACUGACAGGCGCGUGCCCCAAAUAGAAAGUCACGGGGCAGCUCUUUUGAUCUAACAAAGGUCCCUGUUACAUGAUCUGCCAUGCAGUUGCUAGUGUUGUCAUUGACUUGCAUCCAAGGAGACUCUUGGGGAUGGAGACAGUUGCGUUGUUGA
Molecule: messenger RNA, 1678 nt
Organism: Tinamus guttatus (white-throated tinamou)
Lineage: Eukaryota; Metazoa; Chordata; Aves; Tinamiformes; Tinamidae
Source: RefSeq, a predicted model, not a curated record